GGAGGGAUCUCUGCUUUGUUCCAACAUAGUUCCCUGCAGAGUUGCUAGGGUCGUUCAAGUUGGAAUUUUCUGUCUGUCGACGACCAGUGCAAAAAAAAUAAAUAAAUAAUACCAUGGGAAACAAUUUUCUUAUUUGGAUUUUCCUUUUUUGCUUAUUCUAUAAAGUGUCAGGAGAAGGGUGCUCCCUUGUUCUCAAGCCCUCCCGGGUUGUGGUGGGCUUUGGGGAGUCGGUGACGGUCAGCUGCGAAGCCACACGCCCAGUUCGCGUCCUAGGCUGGGAAUCCGCCAUCAGUGCGGUGCACACGCAGGAGGACCAGUCUGUCCAGUGGAAGGUGGACAGUCUCAUUGACUGGAUAGAGGAGCCCAUCUGUUAUGGGGUCUUUUUCACAGCUCCGAGACAGUGUGAGGAGAAACUCAACCUUGUGCUCUACAAAACUCCAGACAGCAUUUCCAUCAGGCAGGCGAACCACUCUGGUCCCAUGGUGGAGGGAAAAGAGUACCAGCUGCUCUGUGAGGUGCAGAAUAUUGCUCCUGUUCAGUACCUCACACUGAGAUGGUACCGAGGCCAGACUGAGGUUUAUCAGCACUCCUUCUCAGACCUCACAUCGUCUUCCCCCGUCCAAGUGUCCUCUACCCUCGUCAUCACCCCAGCGAUUGCAGAGAACGAUGCAGAAUACAAGUGUGUAGCAGAGCUGGAGCUUGGACCGGAAGGACCACAGCCCCCUCCCUCUUUGGCCUCAGAGCCCCUCGCUGUGUCUGUGCACUUCCCUCCAACAUUUCUAAGUCCUGAAACAGAAGUGUUAGACUUUGCAGCAGGAGCAGAAAUCACCCUAAACUGCACCGCCACAGGAAACCCUGCCCCUGUAUACAGCUGGCAAUCACCCCAUCUCAUAGAGGAGAGGAUGAAGGCAGAGGCGGUUAUCACUUCCUCCUCGCUACUCCCAGGCAGAUAUACAUGCACUGCCUCUAACACGCUGGAAAAGAAGAGCAAGCAGUUCAUAAUCAAAGAACAGAUCAAAGGUGUGUGAAGUCAAUUAUCUCGCGAUGGAUCGGUUGGCCUGCCGUCUGACUCAUGGGGAAAAUUGCACCACGCUGAUUUCUCUGUCGCCACUUUGGAGAUGGGAAUGAUGACACAUUUAUGAUUCAGUGGAUGUUGAUGAGGUUCAUGUUACCUUCCCAAGUUAGAUAUCAUAGGGGAAAAAAUACUAUGUUUGGUAACUGCAAUUUAAUAUAUAUGUGUUGGUUUAGGUAGAUUUUACAUUUUAGAUUUGAGAUGUGAUAUUUGUUGUGUAAUUUAUAUUUUUGCUAGCCUUAUUUACCCACUAAUGUAAUAAAGUCCUGUAGCAUUUCAAAAACACAGCUACUAUUGGCCUUGCAAAUAAUAGCUGAAGAGAAUUACUGUAAAUAUGAGCUGUUCAUGGCUUGAUUUUCUUAUCUUUAUCAAUAAAAGUUCAAUAAAAACAAGCUUUUUACUAA
Messenger RNA from Fundulus heteroclitus (mummichog), 1476 nucleotides. Its product is annotated as hemicentin-2. NCBI's taxonomy places the organism in Eukaryota, Metazoa, Chordata, Actinopteri, Cyprinodontiformes, Fundulidae. The record is from RefSeq and is a predicted model, not a curated record. The coding region runs from base 114 to 1028 and encodes 304 amino acids. Gene Ontology annotation, molecular function: integrin binding. The transcript has 5 exons. Gene Ontology annotation, biological process: cell-cell adhesion. Gene Ontology annotation, cellular component: membrane.